Messenger RNA from Durio zibethinus, 2935 nucleotides. RefSeq names its product 2-isopropylmalate synthase 1, chloroplastic-like. NCBI's taxonomy places the organism in Eukaryota, Viridiplantae, Streptophyta, Magnoliopsida, Malvales, Malvaceae. Gene Ontology annotation, cellular component: chloroplast. The record is from RefSeq and is a predicted model, not a curated record. Gene Ontology annotation, biological process: L-leucine biosynthetic process. Gene Ontology annotation, molecular function: 2-isopropylmalate synthase activity.
UUGAUACUCUCACAAUCAAAAAAGCGAAAUCCGACACGUCAAAAGAAUCCAACGAUGUUCAUGGGCAAGAUGCAACAGCCCAACACUGAUGAUGGUCGAACUUUUAUCGACCACGUUUGUCAAUGUAUCGAGUCACACUAUUGAUUGAAAUUCGAAUUCAGGAUCGGUACGACAGUGAUAAACUGAUAAUUACCUUCGUCAAUCUUGAUGGCUGGCUCUCUCACUUCUCUUUAUUUCUUAUGAAGGUGUUUUUUUUUUUUUUAAUUAACAAACAUUAAACAAAAUCUUGAAGAUAAGGCUAACAAUAAAAAUUUUAUACCCUUUGCAAUAAAUAUUUUCUAUUAUGAUUGUUGACUCAAAUAAUUUCUAAUCCACUGCCACAUUUUGAAAUUUCCCCAUUGGGUUUUGGCAGAACUGUACCUUGAUCUUGUUAUGACACUGAAACAACUGAGCUGACAACGCCGCCACUCUCCCUUUCCGCCCUAACCAAACAUAAAACUUCCUUCUGUCUCGAGGGUUUUAUACUUUUCUUUUCCCUCCUCUUCCUUCCUCAAUGGCUUCUUCCAUCUUAACUUCCUCCAAAUUUUCUCCUUUCUCUUCUCCUUCCAUCAAAUCCUCCCUUUUCCUUCCCUCUACUUCCCUUCCCUUCCCUUCUUCCAAAUCACCCAUCACUUUCCCUUCAUUUCCUUCCAAAUCAUUCACCAAACCCCUCCUCAUUUCCUCUUCUUUAAACCCUAAUCCUCCCUCCCCCCAUCGCCGGCCCCCCUAUAUUCCCAACCAUAUUCCGGACCCCAACUAUGUCCGUAUCUUCGACACCACCCUCCGCGACGGGGAACAAUCCCCCGGCGCCACCUUGACUUCCAAGGAAAAACUUGACAUUGCUCGCCAACUCGCAAAGCUCGGUGUAGAUAUAAUAGAAGCUGGGUUUCCCGCUGCCUCAAAAGACGAUUUUGAAGCUGUUAAGACUAUUGCUAAAGAGGUUGGGAAUGCGUCGGAUGAGAAUGGGUAUGUGCCUGUUAUUUGUGGACUUUCUAGGUGUAAUGAGAAGGACAUUAAGACAGCUUGGGAGGCGGUUAAGUAUGCGAAAAGGCCUAGGAUUCAUACGUUUAUCGCGACGAGUGGGAUUCAUUUGGAGUAUAAAUUAAGGAAGAGUAAAGAGGAGGUUUUGGAUAUUGCUAGGAGUAUGGUUCGUUUUGCUAGGAGUUUGGGUUGUGAUGAUGUCGAGUUUAGCCCUGAAGACGCUGGCAGAUCUGACAGAGAGUUUUUGUAUGAGAUUUUGGGUGAGGUGAUCAAGGCUGGAGCGACAACUCUGAACAUACCCGAUACUGUUGGCAUAACUAUGCCCAGCGAAUUUGGGCAAUUAAUUGCUGAUAUAAAAGCCAAUACCCCUGGAAUUGAGAAUGUUAUUAUUUCAACACACUGCCAAAAUGAUCUUGGGCUUUCUACUGCCAACACUAUAGCGGGAGCUUGUGCAGGUGCAAGACAAGUUGAAGUAACAAUCAAUGGUAUUGGGGAAAGAGCUGGAAAUGCUUCAUUAGAGGAGGUUGUGAUGGCCUUAAAAUGUCGUGGUGAACAUGCAUUAGGAGGCCUUUAUACAGGAAUCAAUACCCGACAUAUUGUGAUGGCUAGCAAAAUGGUUGAAGAAUACACGGGGUUGCAUGUGCAGCCACAUAAGGCUAUUGUUGGAGCCAAUGCUUUUGCUCAUGAAAGUGGUAUUCACCAGGAUGGAAUGCUAAAGCACAAAGGUACAUAUGAAAUUAUAUCUCCUGAAGAUAUCGGGCUUGAACGGUCCAAUGAAGCUGGUAUUGUCCUUGGAAAACUUAGUGGACGUCAUGCUUUGAGUGACCGAUUGAAAGAGCUUGGUUAUGAGCUUGAUGAUGAACAGCUUGGGAACAUAUUCUGGCGCUUCAAAGCAGUAGCUGAACAAAAGAAGAGAGUCACUGAUGCUGAUCUAAUAGCAUUGGUUUCGGAUGAAGUUUUUCAGCCAGAAUUUGUUUGGAAGCUUCAUGAUCUGCAGGUUACUUGUGGAACUCUUGGUCUUUCUACUGCAACAGUUAAACUCAUUGAUGCUGAUGGGAGAGAGCAUGUUGCUUGCUCGGUUGGAACUGGACCAGUAGAUUCAGCUUAUAAAGCUGUUGAUCUUAUUAUAAAGGAACCAGUUUCACUACUUGAGUACUCCAUGAAUGCUGUUACAGAAGGCAUUGAUGCAAUAGCCACCACCCGCGUUCUAAUUCGUCCAGAGAAAAGUCACAUAUCGACUCAUGCUUUGACUGGUGAACUCGUUCAACGAACAUUUAGUGGCACUGGGGCAGGAAUGGAUAUUGUUGUUUCCAGUGUCAAGGCUUAUAUCGGCGCAAUAAAUAAAAUGUUGGGAUUCAAGGAACAAUAUCCAACAAAGGCUUCUACAGAAAGGACACCAGUUUCUGCUUAAGGAGUAAAGUAGCAUCAUCAGGUAAGUUUUGUGACUACAUGUGCUCCCUAUUCAUCAUGCAGUAGUGACAAUGCUUUGAAAGGUUUUUGUCUACAAGUUUCAGAGACAACUGUUCAUCAAAAUUUUGCAAUUUUUGUGUGAUGACAAGUUUGUCACUAGCUCUGUAUCUCUGAACUGAACCUUUUUUCUGUUCAUUCAUUUUCUUUGUUGUACGUAAAGAUUUUGAGCUACAUAACGCGAGGUAAUCUUUUUCAAUUGCAUAAAUCUCAUCGUAUUUAUGUCAAUAUUUGAACUCAAAGAUUGACUAAACUGAAUCUCGAGUUCUAAUCAUUGAGAUGCCCCUUCGGAAAUUGUUUAGUCGUUUUCGUUUAAACUCAAACAAGUUGUUUACUGUAGAGUUUUGCAUUGAAUAAGCCUGUAAUCACAUUAAACCUCACUUCCAAGGAUCAUUUUUAAGGUCAAUUAUGCUCAACAUUUUGUUUGUGUUGUGUUAAAUAUAAAAAA